Messenger RNA from Entamoeba invadens IP1, 468 nucleotides. RefSeq lists its product as hypothetical. The transcript has a single exon. The record is from RefSeq and is a predicted model, not a curated record. NCBI's taxonomy places the organism in Eukaryota, Evosea, Mastigamoebida, Endamoebidae. The coding region runs from base 1 to 468 and encodes 155 amino acids.
AUGUUCCUACUCAUUGUGGUACUCAUUACAUCCACUUUUGCUAUCACUCCAAGUCAAGAGAAACUGCUCGACGAAAUGAAAGAGACCCAAAGGCUCGAAGUAGACACAUUGGCAGACAAACUGGCAACAAAACAAACAACCGCCGUUGUCCAACACAUCCCACGCCCUUAUUCAACAUAUUUCCAAAAGAUGAUGAACACUGAAAACGAUGACAAACCACUUAACAUCCAGUCACGGUACUCGAAACCUAUCAAACAUUCCCAUAAAAAGGUCGGACAUGUUCUCGACGAGAUAGGAGGAAGUAUCCAUGGAAGACAUGGCUUUGACUACGCUCAUACCAGAGAUGUGAAAACAAAACACGGCCGCUCUUAUUCAAAGAGUUCCGUCAGUUAUUAUACUUCCGAUCCUUCAAACAAGAACUUUGCAAAUCAAUUCUUCCAAAACAAAGACGGCGAUCUUUGGUUUUAA